AAUUAAUUAGGACUUUGUCUCACUCUUCCAAAAUAAUUGCAUAACAACAAAGAAGAAAUGGGUAUCUGUAUAUCCAUUGCAUCUUCUGAGAUUCAUGGGGCCCCUAAAGAAGUUUAUGAUGAGUGUGUGAUAACAUUUGAAGCAAACAAGGUUGUAAGUGGUAAUCAAGAAUUUUGUUCUGCUUACUCUAAACAAGGGACCAAAGGACUCAACCAAGAUGCUGCUUCUAUUUACCAGGGUUAUGGAAUGGAAGAUGGAAUAUUUUGUGGUGUUUUUGACGGGCAUGGAAGGACUGGACGCAUGGUGAGCAACAUGGUUAACAGAAACUUAUCUUCACUCAUACUUGCCCAAAAGAAUGCCUUUGAAAGGAUUAAUAACAUAGAAAAUGGUGAUUCCAACACCCUAAACGACCAUGUUGACACAGUCAAAGGUGACAAUCAUAAGGAUCCAAAGAAUUUUCAGAUAUGGAAAGAAGCAGUUACAAGUGCUUUCAAGCUCAUGGACAAGGAGAUCAAGUUGCAAGAGAAUCUAGAUUGUUCUUGCAGUGGAACAACUGCUAUUGUUGUCAUAAAACAGGGUGAAGGUCUUAUCAUAGCUAAUUUGGGUGACUCAAGGGCAGUGUUGGGGACAAUCUGUGAUGAAGAACUCAUGGCCAUUCAAUUGACCACAGAUUUGAAGCCUGGAUUACCUAGUGAAGCAGAAAGAAUAAGGAGGUGCAAUGGUUGUGUAUAUGCAUUAAAGGAAGAACCACAUAUCCAAAGAGUGUGGAUACCAAACUAUGAGAACUCACCGGGACUUGCCAUGUCUCGUUCUUUUGGAGAUUUCUUGCUCAAAGAACAUGGUGUCAUUGCCAUCCCUGAUGUUUCAUAUUACCCUCUAACAUCAUCUGACCAAUUCCUUGUUCUUGCAAGUGAUGGUGUAAGUGUUACUAAAUGCCAUCUGAUUGGAUACAAAAUAUGUUCACCAAAUAACUUUUUUUCUUUCAAAGAAAGAAUAGCAAGGUGUGGGAUGUACUAAGCAACAUAGAGGUUGCAGCAAUAGUGUGGACCACAAAGAGUGAAGAGGAAGCAGCAAAGAAAGUGGUGGAAGCAGCCAAUGCUGCAUGGAGAAGGAAGUACCCUUUUUCCAAGAUUGAUGACUGCACUGUGGUUUGCCUCUUCCUAAAAAACGAAAACAAAAGAAACUCAGGAAUGUGGAAAGUGUAAAGUUUCAUUAAUCAGUGCACCUCUACCUACUCAUUUUCUAGAUAAUAUCAUCAUCCUCUGUAAAAUCAUAGCAGUGAUGUUUGUUGAAAAUGUCAAAAGCAAACAACAAAUGUGGGGGCAAGAAAUUUUUAAAUUACUAGGCUAGAUAAAUCCUUAUAGCCAUCUUCAUUUUUCCUUUUUCUUUCAAUAUAUUCAUGUGAGGAAAAAUGUUUUGUAACAUCCAAAGUCCAAACCAUUGUACUCUCUCAAGUCUCAAUAUUCAGUUCACCACUAUAUAAUUUUGGUGUGCCUUCAACUAUA
Molecule: messenger RNA, 1505 nt
Organism: Arachis ipaensis
Lineage: Eukaryota; Viridiplantae; Streptophyta; Magnoliopsida; Fabales; Fabaceae
Source: RefSeq, a predicted model, not a curated record